This is a messenger RNA of Theileria orientalis strain Shintoku, 1191 nucleotides long. RefSeq lists its product as hypothetical. Gene Ontology annotation, molecular function: metalloendopeptidase activity. The transcript is spliced from 4 exons. The record is from RefSeq and is a predicted model, not a curated record. Gene Ontology annotation, biological process: CAAX-box protein processing. Bases 1 to 1191 code for a protein of 396 amino acids. NCBI's taxonomy places the organism in Eukaryota, Apicomplexa, Aconoidasida, Piroplasmida, Theileriidae. Gene Ontology annotation, cellular component: endoplasmic reticulum membrane.
AUGGGUGUACGCAAUCUCUUUAACAAGCCUUUACACUUUGAAUAUUCAUUGGCAUUGUUUGCCUUGUGGAAAUUGCUUAGACUUUACGCUUUAUCUAAACAAUUAUGUUUAGUAGCUAAGGAGUUGGCCGGAGAGAAGAAAGUUGUUACAACAUUGGCAAGAAAGGAUGAUGAAAAUUACAAGAAAACUUUGGCUCUUCUUAAACCAUAUUUAACUUCUGCAGCCUACCACAAAACCUUGGAGUACGCUAAAGACAAACUCAAGUUGGAGUUUUUGUUUGAAGCUUUUCACCUGGUAGUAGGAACAUUUUUCUGUUUGUCCAAGAAGCACGGAUUAAAGUCUAAGACCAAGUUUGCAUUUUUGAAACAAUGCUUUGGUUCAUACUUAUUUUAUGUUUUACAUUACACUCUGUUUGUUUCAGGUUUGACAUAUUUGAGUAAGCUUCCAAAAGAACAAUACCACCUGAACGUUGUUUUAUUCUUGGUUGCACUGGCAUUGGUUUAUGUAUGGCUUGCUCCAUUAUAUUUAAACCUGUUCUAUAAAAGUCGUCACUUGCAUGACCCAGAACUUAAGAAGGAAGUUGACUUGAUGGGUAAAAAACUCGGAGUUUCACAUAAAAACCUGAAGGUACUUUCUUCAGAUGAAGUCAGUGAUUUGGUUUGCUUGUCUUGGGGACUUGGGAAGUUAAGAUGGCUAUAUUUGAAUGAAUCUUAUGUCAACCUGGGAAAACCCUCUGCUCUUGCACUGGUCGCUCACGGUUUAGGGCACUUCAGACAUCAUCAUUUUCUGAAAGUCCUUGUACUCAAGGUUUUGAAACUUGUCCUAUUUGUGUUUGCUUUCCAUCACUUCAAGGGACACAACAACCUAUUCAAGAGCUUCGGAACGCACUCAGUAUCGGCAUUGGCACUUAGACUCGAUACUUUUGCCGUAUCAGCUUUAUUAUAUAAAGUUUUCUUCUUUGCUUUGAAAAAUGUUUAUUGCCAUUUUGCAGAAUUCCAAGCUGACAGAUAUGCCGUCAAACAAGGACACGGAGAUGAACUGGUAAAUUUCUGGACUACGGUAUACAGGGAGAAAAAAUGGUUUUUCAAUGUAGACCCAUUGUACGGUCCCCUAUUUAAUGAAAGACCAUCUCUCUUCGAAAGAGUUUAUGCCGUCUAUGAUGCAACUGUGCCAGCAAAGCCUGCUACUUAA